AUGAUUGAACCCCCAGCUCCUCCCCUCCCGCUCCCCCUCCCCUUCCUCCUCCCCCUCCCGCUCCCCACCCCCUUCCUCCUCCCCUCCCGCUCCCCCUCCCCUUCCUCCUCCCCCUCCCGCUCCCCCUCCCCUUCCUCCUCCCCCUCCCGCUCCCCCUCCCCUUCCUCCUCCCCCUCCCGCUCCCCCUCCCCUUCCUCCUCCCCCUCCCGCUCCCCACCCCCUUCCUCCUCCCCCUCCCCCUCCCCCUUCCCCUCCCCCCUCCCCCUCCCCCCUUCCCCUCCCUCACACGUGGCACCUCAAAGGCCGGAGGAGACCAUGCUGGGCAGCACGCUGCGGCACCCCCCCUCCUGCUCCCUCCUACCCCACGCACCACCUUCUCUCCCCCAUCUCCCCCCAUUCUUCCCCCUAUUUCCGACCAUCUCCCUCCAGUCCCCCCAUUCUCUCCCUCCUCCCCCCCCCCCCCCCCACAUACACCCACUAAAGGCGGAGGCGGAGGUGAACAUGCUGGGCGCGCUGCGCCACCCCAACCUUGUGCUCCCCGCAACCCCUCUCCCUCACUUCUCCCCCCGUCCCCCCUUCGUCCCCCCACGACCCCCCCUACAGGCGGAGGUGAACAUGCUGGGCACGCUGCGCCACCCCAACCUGGUGACGCUCAUAGGCUACUGCAUGGAGGGGGGCUCGCGCCUGCUUGUUUAUGAGCUCAUGGAGCGCGGCUCGCUCGACCACUACCUCUUCUCAGACGUGGGCAGCCCGCUGCCAUGGGGGCUGCGCAUGCGCAUAGCGCUGGGCGUGGCGCAGUGCCUGGUGUACCUGCAUGAGAACCCCCACCGCCCCAUCAUCUACCGUGAUCUUAAGGCCGCCAACGUGCUGCUGGAUAAGGAUUUCAACCCCAAGCUUGCAGACUUUGGGCUGGCAAAAGACGGGCCGGUGGGGGAUAAGACGCACGUGACCACGCAGGUGGUGGGCACGUAUGGCUAUGCCGACCCAGACUACCUCUUCACUGGCCAUCUGACUCCCAAGAGCGACGUGUACGGCUUCGGAGUGCUGCUUCUAGAGCUUCUAUCCGGCCGGCAAGCCAGCGAUUUCCCUACAGACGAGGAAGACGAGUCGAGGAAGCAAAGCAGGACCAGGGGCAACAGCGAGGUGAUGGAUGCUGAAGCUGGAGACGAGGACGACGAGGAGGAGGACGAGGGCGAUUUGUUGGAAUGGGCCGAGCCUAUGCUGGCGGAUCGGAAGCGGGUGGAGGAGGUGAUGGACCCGAGGCUCGGGAGGGAGUGGCCGGCUCGGGGCGUGCAGAAGGCGGCGCUGUUGGUGUUGCACUGCACGGCGAGAAACCCGUAUGAGCGCCCGAUGAUGAGCAGCGUGGUGAAGACGCUACGGGUGAUGCAGCAGGGGUAUACGUGGCCGCCCGCUGCUUCGGGGGGUGAUGCUGGUGGUGGUGGUGGUGCUUCUGGUGGGGGGACCACACCCCGAACUCCCAGAACGCCUACCUGA
Messenger RNA from Closterium sp. NIES-65, 1494 nucleotides. Lineage: Eukaryota; Viridiplantae; Streptophyta; Zygnematophyceae; Desmidiales; Closteriaceae. The record is from the annotation of a GenBank genome assembly.